This is a messenger RNA of Megalops cyprinoides (Indo-Pacific tarpon), 957 nucleotides long. Its product is annotated as leukotriene B4 receptor 1-like. The record is from RefSeq and is a predicted model, not a curated record. Gene Ontology annotation, biological process: G protein-coupled receptor signaling pathway; immune response. The transcript has a single exon. Lineage: Eukaryota; Metazoa; Chordata; Actinopteri; Elopiformes; Megalopidae. Gene Ontology annotation, cellular component: membrane. Gene Ontology annotation, molecular function: G protein-coupled receptor activity. The coding region runs from base 1 to 948 and encodes 315 amino acids.
AUGUCGCUGCUUAACACCUCCAACUCCAGCUCAAACUCCACCCCCUCCUGGAACGCUGACCCUGUGGCCCCCAGCGUGGUCCUGGGACUGUGCUGGCUGGUUGGCGUCCCCAGCAACAUCGCGGUAGUCGUGGUGAUCGCCCGCAACUUCAAGAGGGAGAACUUCACCCUGAAGCUGAUGCUGAACCUGGCGGUCUCUGACCUCUUGUGCCUCAUCACACUCCCAGUGUGGAUCUACUCUCUGCUCUAUGGCUGGAGCUUUGGUCCUGCUGUCUGCAAGUUCGUCUCAUACCUGCUCUACUGCAGCUCAUGCACAAGCCUUCUGACAGUCACCCUAAUGAGUGUGCAGCGCUACCUGACAGUGCUAUACCCCCAGUGCUGGGCCAGACUGCGUGUGACGGGCGAGAGGGUGCUGCUGGUCGCCCUGUGGGGGCUGGCGGGUGUCAUCUCCUGCCCAUCUUUCAUGCUUCGGAACGUGGGGAUUGAGGAAGAUUACAGGAAAGUCGAGUGUAUAAGGAACUACAGGUCAGACAUGCAGGAAGUAGCCAUCUUGCUCCUGGAGACUCUGCUGGGGUUUGUCCUUCCUUUCUCCAUCCUGGUCACCUCUUACUUCUGCCUCCACAAGAAGGUGAACCAAACCGCUUUCUUCAGCAGCCAGAGGAUGACCAAGCUGGUGACCAGCAUCGUGGUCACCUUCUUCAUCUUCUGGUUCCCUCUUCAUGUCAUAAAUAUGGUGGACAUCUCCAUCACCUUGCUGAAAACAUCUCAUCCGGAUACAUAUGAGAGCCUGAAGAGCUUUAGGAGGGCCAGCGGGGACGUCUCACAGGCUUUAGUUUUAAUCAACAGCUGUAUUAACCCCUUCCUGUACGCCUUCGCCUCACGAAGCUUACGCUCCAAUGCACAGCAGACGGAGGAGAAGAAGGCUGCGACUCAGACGAGCAAUGUGUGAAAUUCCUGC